AUGAUCAUGAUGCCCACCAGCACGCACGGCAGCAGCCUGGUGAUCGCGUCGCCCGCGCCCACGACGCCGAUCACGCGCGGCCUCUGGUCCGAGCAGGAGCACGAGCAGUUCCUGCACGCCAUGAAGAUGUUCCCGACCGGCCCGUGGCGCUCCAUCGCCGCCUUCAUUGGCACGCGCUCCAUCAAGCAGGUGCAGACGCACGCGCAGAAGUACCAGCAGAAGAUCAACCGCCGGCGCCGCGGCCUGCGCAAACAGAAGAAGAAGUUCGUGCGCCCGGAGCACCGCGUCGACGCCCACGCCACUGGCUGCAUCCAGCGCGUCAAGAACUUCACGAUGCAGGGCUCUCCGCGCUCGCCAUCGGCCUUCCCAGUCGGUGCGAUGUCGCCGCUCAGCGGCAGCUUUGGCCAGCUAUUGACGGGCGGAUGCAGCCCCGUAGCCAGCGACGCAGGCAGCAGCUGCUCCAGCUCCAGCUUCUCCGGUCUUGAGAUUGAUGUCGACAUGGAUACGCUGCUGAGCGGCCUGGAGCCACUGCCCUACACGCCCGGAGUUUCGUUCGAGGACGUCCUGGCCAACGACGCCUACCGACAAGACGUGCAGGAAUCCAUCGACCUGCUUCUUGCCUAA
Phytophthora sojae is the source of this 624-nucleotide messenger RNA. RefSeq lists its product as hypothetical. Gene Ontology annotation, molecular function: DNA binding. Lineage: Eukaryota; Oomycota; Peronosporomycetes; Peronosporales; Peronosporaceae. The transcript has a single exon. Bases 1 to 624 code for a protein of 207 amino acids. The record is from RefSeq and is a predicted model, not a curated record.